AGCGAAGCGAGGCAGUAUGGCGGACCGCGGUCAGCCACCCGCAAAGCGGCUCUGCUGCAGGCCAGGCUUUAAUGCUUCCAAAGCGCCAGCCAGGGCGGCCCCGGCCGGCAAGACCCACAACCCGGAGUCGCUGCUGGACAUCAGCGCCAGGAAAGUGGCGGAGAAGUGGCCUUUCCAGCAAGUGGAGGAGCGUUUCACCCGCAUCCCCGAGCCCGUCCAGAGGCGGAUCGUCUACUGGUCCUUCCCGAGGAACGAACGGGAGAUUUGCAUGUACUCCUCAUUCAAUUACUCAGCCGAGGACGGCGGGGACGACGAGAGCAGAUUGCCUUUUAAACGGGGCAUCGCGCUGCUCGAGAGCGGCUGUGUGGACAAUGUCCUUCAAGUCGGAUUCCACUUAAGUGGUACAGUAACCGAACCCGCAACGCAGUCGGAGCCAGAAACUGUUUGUAACGUUGCUAUCAGCUUCGAUCGUUGCAAAAUUACCUCAGUGACCUGCGGCUGUGGAAAUAAGGACAUCUUUUACUGUGCACACGUCGUAGCCCUCUCGCUAUACCGGAUUCGCAAGCCGGAUCAGGUCAAGCUGCAUCUUCCUAUUUCAGAAACACUUUUCCAGAUGAACCGAGACCAAUUGCAGAAAUUUGUUCAGUAUUUGAUCACAGUGCAUCACACGGAAGUCCUGCCUACUGCCCAGAAACUAGCGGACGAAAUCCUCUCCCUCAACUCUGAAAUCAAUCAAGUGCAUGGUGCCCCGGAUCCAACAGCAGGAGCCAGUAUAGACGAUGAGAACUGCUGGCACCUGGAUGAGGAGCAGGUUCAGGAGCAGGUUAAACUCUUCCUCUCCCAGGGCGGUUACCAUGGAUCUGGAAAACAGCUGAACUUGUUGUUUGCAAAGGUGCGGGAGAUGUUGAAGAUGAGGGAUUCAAACGGCGCUCGGAUGUUGACGUUAAUAACGGAGCAGUUUAUGGCUGACCCUCGACUUUCUCUGUGGAGGCAACAAGGAACAGCAAUGACUGACAAGUAUAGGCAGCUCUGGGAUGAACUGGGUGCCCUGUGGAUGUGUAUAGUCCUAAAUCCCCACUGCAAGCCUGAACAGAAAGUGGGCUGGCUAAAACAGCUCAAAAAAUGGAACUGUGUUGAUGUUUGUCCCUGGGAGGAUGGAAACCAUGGUAAUGAGCUGCCCAAUUUAACCAAUGCUUUGCCUCAGGGUGCAAAUGCUAACCAAGAUUCUGCAAACAGGCCUCAUCGGACUGUGUUCACACGAGCCAUCGAGGCAUGUGAUCUCCACUGGCAGGACAGCCAUUUACAGCACAUUAUCAGCAGUGACCUCUACACAAACUACUGUUACCAUGGCGACAGUGAAAAUUCACUGUUUGACUCUCACGGGUGGCCCCUGUGGCACGAACAUGUACCUACAGCUUGUGCUCGUGUGGAUGCACUGCGAUCUCACGGAUAUCCCAGAGAAGCCUUGAGACUAGCAAUAGCAAUUGUCAGUACACUGAGACGGCAGCAGCAGAAACAGCUCGAAAUGUUCCAGUCACAGAAAAAAGAGUUUCUUCACAAAGGAAUAACGACGGUAACCAAUCUGGAAGGAUGGGUGGGUCACCCGCUGGAUCCUAUCGGCUGCCUCUUCAGCACAUUGAUGGAUACUUGCAGGGUGGAUGAUGAAAGCUCCGGGUAUUCUGAAUUCACAGAAAACAUGGGCCAAUCGAAAUCUCUAGACUACCAUCACCUGCCGGCGCACAAAUUCUUUGAACACGGUGAAUCUUAUUUAACUUUAGCUGUGGAAAUUGCUCUGAUUGGACUGGGCCAACAGCGAAUAAUGCCCGAUGGCUUGUACGCCCAAGAGAAAGUGUGUCGUAAUGAGGAACAGCUCAUUGCGAAGCUACAGGAGAUAGAUUUAGAUGACAUGCUCGUGAAAAUAUUCCGAAAACAAGCAGUCUUCCUGUUAGAAGGUGGGCCGUACAGUGGCCUGGGUGAAAUAAUUUAUCGAGAGAGUGUUCCGAUGCACACCUUUGCCAAGUAUCUCUUCACAUCUCUGCUACCUCAUGAUCCAGAGCUGGCGUACAAGAUUGCACUGAGAGCAAUGCGGCUGCCAGUAUUGGAAUCGACAGCACCAACGGGAGAUGUGUCACGUCCGCACCACAUUGCAUCUGUUGUCCCAAACCGCUAUCCACGUUGGUUCACUUUAAGUCACAUUGAGUCCCAGCAGUGUGAGCUGGCUUCUACAAUGCUAACAGCUGCUAAAGGAGAUGUUAUGAGGCUGGAAACAGUGUUAGAAUCUAUUCAGAAGAACAUUCACUCCUCGUCGCACAUCUUCAAGCUUGCCCAGGAUGCAUUUAAAAUAGCAACUCCCAUAGACAGUUUGCCUGACAUUACUCUGCUCAAAGUGUCCCUGGAGCUGGGUCUUCAGGUAAUGCGAAUGACACUGUCGACAUUAAACUGGCGCCGACGUGAAAUGGUGCGGUGGUUAGUAACAUGUGCUACAGAAGUAGGAGUUUACGCGUUGGACAGCAUUAUGCAGAGCUGGUUUACACUAUUCACUCCAACCGAAGCUACCAGUAUUGUUGCCACUACAGUAAUGUCCCAUAGCACAGUUGUUCGAUUGAACCUGGACUACAACCAACGGGAGAAACUGGCCAGUAGUGCUAGGACACUUGCGCUGCAAUGUGCUAUGAAGGAUCCUCAAAACUGUGCCCUUUCAGCCCUAACCCUGUGUGAAAAGGACCAUAUAGCUUUUGAGACUGCUUACCAAAUAGUUCUAGAUGCUGCCACAACUGGUAUGAGUUAUACACAGCUCUUCACAAUUGCUCGAUAUAUGGAGCAUCGUGGUUAUCCUAUGCGGGCCUAUAAACUAGCCACCUUGGCAAUGACGCAUCUCAACCUGGGUUACAAUCAGGACACGCACCCUGCCAUUAAUGACGUCCUAUGGGCAUGUGCACUUAGCCACUCCCUUGGGAAGAAUGAGCUAGCAGCUAUUAUACCUCUGGUGGUCAAAAGUGUUCAGUGUGCUACAGUACUUUCAGACAUUCUACGCCGGUGCACUUUGACCACACCAGGAAUGGUGGGACUCCAUGGUCGGAGGAACUCUGGGAAAUUAAUGUCACUGGACAAAGCCCCACUCAGACAGCUCCUGGACGCCACUAUUGGGGCCUAUAUAAACACAACGCAUUCACGGCUUACGCACAUUAGUCCACGGCACUAUAGCGAGUUUAUAGAGUUCCUAAGCAAGGCCCGAGAGACCUUCUUAAUGGCUCACGAUGGACACAUUCAGUUUACACAGUUUAUUGACAACCUGAAGCAGAUUUACAAAGGCAAAAAGAAACUCAUGAUGCUGGUGCGUGAGCGAUUUGGUUGAUCAGCACGCAGUGGUGUCUUUUUAUUGAGCCUGCCUUUGUACCCUUUUUAACUUAAAA
This is a messenger RNA of Callorhinchus milii (elephant shark), 3413 nucleotides long. RefSeq names its product zinc finger SWIM domain-containing protein 6. The transcript is spliced from 14 exons. Gene Ontology annotation, cellular component: Cul2-RING ubiquitin ligase complex. NCBI's taxonomy places the organism in Eukaryota, Metazoa, Chordata, Chondrichthyes, Chimaeriformes, Callorhinchidae. The coding region runs from base 17 to 3355 and encodes 1112 amino acids. The record is from RefSeq and is a predicted model, not a curated record.